Messenger RNA from Malaclemys terrapin pileata, 3787 nucleotides. It is a transcript of the gene CYB5R5, whose product is annotated as NADH-cytochrome b5 reductase-like. NCBI's taxonomy places the organism in Eukaryota, Metazoa, Chordata, Testudines, Emydidae. The coding region runs from base 331 to 927 and encodes 198 amino acids. The record is from RefSeq and is a predicted model, not a curated record. The transcript is spliced from 7 exons. Gene Ontology annotation, molecular function: oxidoreductase activity.
AUCAGAAGGAGCUAGCCCAGUGGGAAGAAGCCAAAGCAAAGAAAGACAGAAGCCUCCUGACCAAACAGAAGGAGGAGGUGACAGAACUUUCUUCAGGGCCAGUCUGAAACUCGAAUGAACUCACCCAGAAAAUGAAGGGCCAUCAUAAACUUCACCACCUUCCGGUCCAAGUGCAAGAGUAGUAAUUCAGAAUUAAAUCCAGAUACAUUUACUGCUUUCAAGAUAAGCUCUGUGGAACAGCUAACAGAGGACACCUACCAGUAUAAAUUUGAGCUGCCAGGAAAUAGCAGCCUGGGAUUGAGUUUAGGACAACAUAUUGUGUUAAGAGGGAUGGUGAAUGGUUUGGAGGUUCAGAGAGCUUAUACUCCAGUUAGCCCUGUAAACGCUGAAGGAUACUUUGAAGUUUUAAUAAAAUGCUACAAGGCUGGGCUAAUGUCACAAUAUAUAAAAUCCUGGAUUGAAGGAGACACAGUCUUUUGGCGAGGGCCAUUUGGAGGCUUCCCAUAUAGCCCUAAUCAGUAUGGAGAACUUCUUAUGCUUGCCUCUGGAACUGGCAUAGCACCAAUGCUCCCCAUUCUCCAGUACAUAACAGAAAAUGAAGAUGAUGAAACCUUUAUAACCCUGGUUGGUUGCUUCCGGACUUUUGAAAAUAUUUACUUGAAACCUCUUCUCCAAGAUCAGUCUCGAUACUGGAACGUCAGAACAUGUUACGUCCUUAGCCAGGAAUCUUCCCUGGAAAAACUUCCUUGGAGCUAUCAAGAAAACACACACACUGGCCAUAUAACUGAGAAUUUGAUUAAGAAAAUGAUAAAUUCCUGUAGAAGAAAGCCAUUUGUGCUGAUUUGUGGCUCGGUAGCAUUUAAUGAAGAUAUGACUAGAUGUCUGAAAGCCAUAGGACUCAAAGAGGAUUCCUAUUUUGUAUUUUAGCAGUGUGUUCCAGACCGGCUUCCUCUGAAAAGAAAUGCAGACCAAGCAUGCACCUGUUUCCUAUGCAAACAUCAAUUUGAACUUGUCCUUUGACCUGUUUGGGUUUCUCGUGCAUAUAUUUUCAUAUGCUUUUGUAUAAAAUAUUUUAUACAGUGUCUUUAAUAUAAUUCUUAAUAUAUUGUUUUAAAAAUCCCUCUAGGCUAGCUGACAAUAACGUAGCACAGCUAGGAAAGAGGAGAAUGAAGGUGGAAGCAGUAACUCAAAAUUUCAUGAAAGAGACAUUUAGCAUUACUUUUAUCUCAUUUUUUUGUGUCAUCACUUUCAUUUUGUAAUUAAAAAGGAGAAGGUAAGUAACUGCUCUGAUCUGUGCAUCAUUGUCACGGUACUAACACCCGGAAAGUCAUUUGGGUCUACCAUGUCACUGCACUAUUGGGAACUCUUAAUCCAGAGGUUAUUGCCAUAAGGGACUUUAAAUGUAUGUCUACACUGCACAAAAGACCAGGCUUUGACGCAGGUUUGAACCUGAGCCCUGUAGACGUGCCCUUCGUUGCUUGCGGCACAAAUUCGUGAGAGACCACUCUUUCAAACACCAGUGCCCUUUUAUUUCCUUGUAUUUUCCCACCACCACGUAUAUACAGCUUUAUACAGUUUGCUGUCAGGCAGGUAGCCCCUUGGGGAACAGCUUGUUCUUACAGCUAGCUGGGAGCAACAGGUCCUCACUUUCCUGUUCCUCCCCUUCUACUUCCUUCCUGCUAUCUUUAUAGGCCUUCCCCCAUCAAGCUCACAGGUGUCUCUCCUUCAGGGCUUUAAUCAGCCACAGCCUGUCAGCUCCAAUCUCUUCCCCUUACUGGGAGCUGAGCUAGCAGGCUCUGAGCUAACAGGGGCUGAGUCAGUGCCUUUUGGCCAGCACCCUGUUACAAGCCCCCAUUCCAAAUCAGUCUGAUUUAGGUCAGCAAGCACUCAGGGCGCAGAUCCUAGGGCCUUAAUAGGGCAGUGGGUCAGAGCCCAACUCCUGCUGUGACUCCAGUCCAAGCCCUCUCCUUUUGCAACGUGAACACAGGUCAAACCACAGAUCCAAGUCAGAAGGUCUGCAUAACGUAAUAGCAUUGAUGCGUUAACAUGGCUGUGAGACCUGGAUCCAGCACUUGUAAAGCUGGGUUUACAUAGCAGUGUGGAUGCUCAAACACAAGCUUGGAAACACCGAGUCCAUGAGCUCGGGUCCCGCAGACCCGGGUUUACAAUGCAGUUAGACAUACCCUAAUACUUCUGGUCACUGGGCAUUUAUGAAGCCUUGCCCCAUGAUGUGUUGAUGCACUGGUAUGGGUUUGCACGGUGUACCCAAAAAAUGUAAAAUCCUUUAUCAUUUGUGUACAACAUUUCACGUGGAGAAUAAAAAUGUAUCCUAAAAAUCUAUUGAGAAAGUGUGUGCAUGAUGUUCUAGCUGUUGUUAAACCUCAGUUUCUCAGGGAUGAUGGUUAUUUGCUUUACCUGCUUCCAAACAUUUUAUAGUCUCUAUUGUUUAUGAAACUGAAGCUAUUUUCAAGUUAGAAAAGCUGUUGCAUGGUGACUGCCUGACUUUUCCAUAGGCAGAGGGCUGCCAGAACUGACUUUCUGAACUUCCCAGGAACACUGCCUCAUAUCUGGAAUAAUGUUUGGAUUUUCCACGGGGCUGUUCUGGAAUGCUCUAGCAUUGUGGGGGGAGGAAGGGGCAGUACAUAGAGGUCUGCUAGGGCUGCAUUUUACUAGCUGUUCCAGAGGUUACAAACAGGGCCGGCUCCAGCUUUUUUGCCGCCCCAAGCGGUGAAGAAAAAAAAAAAAAAAAGCCGCGAUUGGCGGCACUUCGGCAGCAGCUCUACUGCGCCGCUUCAUUCUUCGGCGGCAAUUUGGCAGUUGGUCCUUCCCUCCAAGAGGGACCGGGGGACCCGCCGCCGAAGACCCGGAUGUGCCGCCCCUUUCCAUUGGCCGCCCCAAGCACCUGCUUCCUGCGCUGGUGCCUGGAGCUGGCCCUGGUUACAAAGCCACAAAGCAGCGAUGUUACCCCAGAGGAGAUGAAGGAAUGAAGAAAACACAAUCUAUUCAAUAAAAUUCCUCACUACCACCCCUCCCCCUAAAAGAUACAAAAUAAAGUAGAAAACAACAAAAGCUCCAAUUCAAGCAAGGUACUUAAACACUUGCUGACCAUUAAGAACGCAAAAUCAAUGGGAUUAUUCACAUGCUGAAAGUUAGGCACAGGCUUAAGUGCCUUGCUGAAUCAAGGGCAGGAGAGAGUGGAGCUGCUGAAUUUGUUCUGCCUCUGGCAGAACAUCUGGCAGGUGCAGGCUAGGAGUUGUCCCUGGGAUUCUUUAGCAACAAGUCCAAACUGCCUCUGAGUUCCAUGCAGACCCAGGCUCAGCCAGAUGUAACAGACUGGAGGAGAUGGUUGAUCUCAGAAAUAAAAGUAUUGGGUAUCAUAAUUUCCAUUUUAAAACAUUAUUAAUGGAAAACAAUAGUUGUUAGUAAAAGUACAUCCAGUGAUAGAAUGAUACGUACUUCGCUUUGUAAAGCACUUUGAGACAGACUGGUGAAAAGCACUAUGUAAGAGCCAGGUAUUGUUAUGGGUAUGACAAGGCAUCUUGCGCACAUAAGUGUACACGUGAUAUAUGGCGCACAUAGUCUCUCUCCACAUCUUUAAAUUCAUCUGUUAAUUAGCAUUUUUAUUCUGUUUUAGAGUUUCUGUGUAUGCUCUAGCUAUGGCACAGUUCCAAGUUUGUCAUCAAACACCCGUGUCUCAGCGUCUCGCUUUACUUGUAGCUAGUAACAUACCUAAGCUCUUCCUAUGCGAAGGAGAUGUAUUUGGAUUGUUACUCGAAAUAAACAGCAU